Messenger RNA from Suillus plorans, 1018 nucleotides. RefSeq names its product EAP30/Vps36 family-domain-containing protein. Lineage: Eukaryota; Fungi; Basidiomycota; Agaricomycetes; Boletales; Suillaceae. The transcript is spliced from 2 exons. Bases 115 to 867 code for a protein of 250 amino acids. The record is from RefSeq and is a predicted model, not a curated record. Gene Ontology annotation, cellular component: ESCRT II complex. Gene Ontology annotation, biological process: protein transport to vacuole involved in ubiquitin-dependent protein catabolic process via the multivesicular body sorting pathway.
CCCGGGCCGGCUUCUCCCGUACUAGUUGCUACCUUAUCACGUGAUAAUGAAGUCGUUCUCAGCCUCAGUAAGGCCGCGGCGGACCAGAGUAGGUCCACUUUUGAAAGCAACCAAAUGAACAUGCAUCGCGGCGUCGGUCUCGCUGCUUUCGACAAAGAACAGCUAUCAAAGCGUUUUGCAGAACUAUCUUCAGAGCUCUCGAAAACUCAGGUCGAUAAUCUACAGUCACAACUAACACAAUUCCGAACUGCCCUUUCGCACUUCGCAGCGACACACAGAGAUUCAAUUCGUAGCGAUCCAGCGUUUCGUCAUGCAUUUCAGCAAAUGUGCUCGUCGAUUGGCGUGGACCCGCUCGCUGGACCAAGGAAGGGUGGCUGGUGGGCAGAAAUGCUUGGGAUGGGCGAUUGGCAGCAUGAGCUGGGAGUUCAGAUAGUAGACGUGUGCGUAAGCACAAGGGAGAGAAACGGGGGCGUGAUAGAAAUGGGGGAGCUUGUACGUAUGGUCAGCAAGCUGCGUGGCGUCGAGAGUGGUGUCAUUACAGAGGAAGAUGUUAUAAGAAGCAUCAAGACGCUUCAACCGCUCGGCGCUGGAUACGAAGUGCUUGACGUUGGUGGUGGAAAGAAGAUGGUGAGAAGCGUGGUCAAGGAACUAGAUGCAGAUCAGGCUGUGAUUCUUGCGGAAGCACAAGUAGAAGGAGGAUGGAUUGUUGAAGCAAUCCUGGAGAACCGUCGAGGAUGGACGGGAGAACGUGCUCGAGCUGCUCUGGAGAACAUGCUUCUUCGAGAUGGCCUUUGCUGGCUGGAUUCUCAAGACGAGCACUAUGGGCAAGCCUAUUGGAUUCCGUCUGCCAUGCGUUGGGACGAGUAAUUCUAUUGCUCACCAAGGUGGAAAGUUCAAUUGCAAUUGAGUCGGGUAACCCCUUGAUCAGAGGCUCGAUCCUCGAUAUCCGUACUACCGCCCCCUACAUUUCCAUCGAAAGGACGCGGAGUAUAUUCGGCGUAGAAGCAUGCACUCGUGA